Molecule: messenger RNA, 1248 nt
Organism: Xiphias gladius (swordfish)
Lineage: Eukaryota; Metazoa; Chordata; Actinopteri; Istiophoriformes; Xiphiidae
Gene: zcchc10
Product: zinc finger, CCHC domain containing 10
Exons: 4
Coding region: 64-558 (164 amino acids)
Molecular function (GO): nucleic acid binding; zinc ion binding
Source: RefSeq, a predicted model, not a curated record
UUCAAGUUGCCGGAAAUACGGAUUGAUCAGUUAACAACGAAGGAGAAAAAAGUAAACUGCAGCAUGGCGACCCCCAUGCAUAGAAUAAUAGCCAGGAGGCAAGCAGAGGCGAACAAACAACAUGUGCGUUGCCAGAAGUGUUUGGAGAUGGGACACUGGACCUACGAAUGCACAGGGAAGCGGAAAUAUGUGCACAGACCAUCAAGAACAGUUGAGUUGAAAAAGAAACUCAAGGAAAAUGACAACAAACCCCUCAGCAUCACUGGACCAGGAAGAGAAGGCUCCAGUGAGAAGAAAAUUAAAAAGAAGGCUAAAGACACCAGCGACAGCAGCAGUGAUUCAGAUGGCUCCUCCAGUGACUCAUCGUCAGACAGCAGUGACUCCUCCAGCACCUCUUCCGAUGACAGUGACAGCAGCAGUGACAGCGACGAUGACAGCUCUUCCUCAUCUCCCUCUUCCUCCUCCUCCUCCUCCUCCUCGUCCUCAGACAGCUCAGACUCAGGAAGCAGCAGCGACUCAGAUCAAGGACCUCCAAGGAAGAAGAAAAAGAAGAAAUAAACAACUAAGUGGGUUUUCUUUCUGUUGUUAUCCCUGAUUAAAAUUUUAGAUGUACUUUUUUUUUUUUUUUUUAAUCCCAUCACAGUUGGUUUGAUCUGCAUGGAUAGGACACUUUAGGGCUGUAAAUCCUACAGCUGUGUACUGCUCGUACAGUUUUGUUAGCAAAAAUUGACUAGGAUGAGAUUACUUUAAGUUGGCUGUUGCGUCAUAUGUCCUGUUUGCAAAACACAUUUCCCCUGUUACUUUUACUAAUGUGAUAUUUUCUCAAGAUUGUAGGUCUACUGAGGAGGUUAUACAUUUUUAAAGAUUUGAGGAAACUAGUGUGUUUAUUCAUGUUGAAUCCUGCGAUUUUUGUAUUAAAUUAUAUUUUUAGUCAAACUGAAUAUGUACAGCUCACAACCUUAAUAAGGCAACAAGACAUCUAAUUACGAAAAGACAUUAGUAUGAGAACUUUUCAAAGGAUACUAAAUAAAAGUUAAGUUUGUCAAAAUUCAAAUUAGUUUGAACUUAAAUGGUCUUGUUGCUAUGAAAUUGCAGUUGCUUGUUUCACUGUAAAAUAAACUUUGCUUGUUUUUUGCUUUGAAGGCCCCUGUAUAUUUGCUCAUGUAAAAGGGUUUAUAUUGUGUAAGUGAUACACAUUAUAAUGACUUUACAGAUUUGAAAUUGAGAAUAAAAUGAUAAUAAAUCGUC